AUGUUUUGGACACGGAGCAGUACCACUUCUUCCAAGAAGACAAAAAAGAAAAACACCGACAAGACACACAGGAACGCACUCCUCCCUUGCAACCGCAUUCUGGAUAUCAAGGAACUCUGUGACCUCAUUUGCUCAUUCUUGCCACGCCGGGACGACAAUGGCAAGCUUAUCUACCUUUCCCUUGUCCUUGUCUGCCGGCACUGGCACAGUUACUUCACAUCGUACCAUGUGGAGGAGAUAUCAUUCAACCACAAGCCCUCGCGCAACAAGCUGACAAAACUCGUCAAAGUCCACGGUCACCUCAUUCGUCAAUUCUCCUGUGAAGCAGUAGACAAACCCUUGCUGAUGACGUUGGCAGAGUACUGCCCGUUCUUGGAAAAGGUCAAGUUGGAGUUAGGGAAGGGAGUGUUCUGGAUAGAGUAUGAAUAUUUGGAGAGGAUGUUUCGGACCUUGUCGCAGGCGCGGUUUCAAUGGAAUGGUCAGGAUCGGGAUCAGCUGCUGCAGCAAGAACAUGGGCAAGGACACGGACACGGACACGGAUACGGAUACGGACACGGACACGGACACGGACACGGACACGGACACGGACACGGACACGGACACGGACACGGACACGGACACGGACACGGACACGGACACGGACACGGACACGGACACGGACACGGACACGGACACGGACACGGACACGGACACGGACACGGACACGGACACGGACACGGACACGGACACGGACACGGACACGGACACGGACACGGAGAGAAAUCGGUGCAACAGAAACAGAGCCCAGGGGUAAUGGUUGCGCGGUUGAGGAAGGUAGAGAUCAAGAUUGACAUGGAAUACCUAAAACCCACCAUGCUCUGGAGCCUUUGUCACAUCUCCCAUUUGACGGACCUAAACAUUAAUGGCCGAGGGAUGAUCGGCCAGGAACGGUCGAGUUGGUACCUUGAGAUUUUGACACUUUCCUUGUUAGAGUGCUGUCCAGGCGUGGAGAGAUUCCGGAUUUGUUACUCGCCGCAGAGGAUGAUUUACCAUCCGUAUGGGAGAAAGAAUCGAUUUAAGGAAAGAGUGUGGGAGCCAAGGCAGGAUGGGAGGGCGCCGCCGUUGGUACCGAAGGAUGCUGUUGUGAGGCGUGAGGUUGUGUCGUCUUUUGGUCAGGGAGAGGAGAUUGGCUUGGGCGUGGAGGAUGAGAGGCAGGAGGGAUCGUCAUCGUCUGCAGCUGCAACAUAUAUGAGAUCAGGAUCAGGAACAGAGACAGGAGCAAGAGCAAGAGUGGACAAGGAUAUAGAAAGCAAGCCUUUCAUCCUUCGACAGCUGGAGCUACGAGGAACCUGCGCCGAGAUGGACACCCUCCUCCAUCUCUUCAAAAGAUGUCCGCUCCUACAACAAGUCUCACUCUUCAUGUCCUGGUCAGCACUCCAUUCUGACCACUGGCACGCCCUCUCGACCCACUCCCAACAAACACUCCGCGCCAUCCGUUUGAGCGCAUACACUUACCGCCAACUCGAAAUCGUUGAACUCAACAUCCCACACCUCUUCACCCUCUUCCCGCAACUUGAAAGCCUUCAUGUCACCGAAACACCACACCAACAUCUCAACCUUGCGGCUCUCGACUCUUCCCUUUCGAAAUUGGAACUCGAACAAGGACGGCCGCAUCCUUUGAGAACCUUUUGUGUAAUAGAGAAUUUUGACGAUGCGCUCGCCAGACUGGUCGACGUUGUGUCCUGUCCAUACUUAAAGUGCCUCGAGACAUUGAAGGUUGGGUGCUUCAACACGUCGCCCAUGUACCAAGUCUGGACGGAGACACCCGAGACCAGCCAUCAAGGGGCGCUCUAUGAUUUCACACGGUCGUGGGAGACGGUAGGGAGGACGCUGGUGCGACUGGAUGUGGAUGGAUUGCAUUUCCCGGAUAAGCAGGUCACGGCAAAGUUCUUUCGGAAGCUGGAAGGAUUCUGGUCUCUGAAGAUCUUGAGGGCGUCAGUUCACCACUUUCAGGACAUCAUCUCCACCAGCAGUUCUUACGGCAGCUCACCAUCAUUGUCACCCUCAGCAACAAUAAAUGGCGACACACAUUCCAGCAAACCAGCGAGCCUCCCGGUCGUCGACUAUUGCUUCCCCUUCAUCCAAGACCUACUCAUAAGAAACCAAAGCUACGAGAAGAUAUGGAAUGGAAGGUUCAAUGACCCAACGUUUUCUUCAGAGAAGGAGAUGCUCUCCCUCGACCAGACGCUGUUCCUCCUUGCAGCAACCCCAUCCCUCAAGAAUCUAUUACUUCAUUACCUGUCUGUCGGUGACGCGACUGCAGCGGUUGUUCGAAGCCGGUUUCGAGGUGUAUAUGUCGAUACCAAUCAUCAAGAGUACUGUUCCUGGUUCGAUGAAUAG
This is a messenger RNA of Linnemannia hyalina, 2379 nucleotides long. NCBI's taxonomy places the organism in Eukaryota, Fungi, Mortierellomycota, Mortierellomycetes, Mortierellales, Mortierellaceae. The record is from the annotation of a GenBank genome assembly.